Molecule: messenger RNA, 1405 nt
Organism: Papaver somniferum (opium poppy)
Lineage: Eukaryota; Viridiplantae; Streptophyta; Magnoliopsida; Ranunculales; Papaveraceae
Product: salutaridine reductase-like
Exons: 5
Coding region: 109-1038 (309 amino acids)
Cellular component (GO): membrane
Molecular function (GO): oxidoreductase activity
Source: RefSeq, a predicted model, not a curated record
AGAACCUUCUUGGAACUCUCAAUAAUUUAUUACGUCCUUUAUCAUCUAGCAAUAAACAAGAUAUAUAUCUUAUCAUCUAGCAACACUCUAACAGACAGGAUUGCAGAAAUGGACUCAAAUACUGAAACAAAAAUCAGGUGUGCGGUUGUUACCGGUGCAAAUAAGGGAAUCGGAUUUGAGAUUUGUAGACAAUUAGCUACGAAAGGGAUUUCAGUUGUGUUGACGGCUAGAGAUGCAACAAAGGGUUUAGCAGCUGUUGAGAAGCUCAAGAACUCAUUUGGUCUUCCAAAUGUUGUUUUUCAUCAACUUGAUUUGAUGAAUCCAGUUACUCUUCCUUCUUUAGUUGAUUUCAUCAAAAGCCAUUUUGGGAAAUUGGAUAUUUUGGUGAAUAAUGCUGGAAUUCUUGGAGCAAUAACUGAUACUGCUGGAUUCACAGUAAUGUUGCAAGCUCUUGAGGCAAAUGUAGCUCUUGAGGAGGGCCAGCACAAAGAGAAGCCAAAUUUGAAACAAAUGAUACACGAGACUUACGAACUGGCAGAAGAAUGCGUGCAAACAAAUUAUUACGGUGUCAAAUUAGUGACCAAAGCACUUAUUUCUUUACUUCAAUUCUCUAGUUCACCGAGAAUUGUUAAUGUUACCUCCACCAUUGGAAAGCUACAGUUCGUCUCCAAUAAAAAUGCUUUGGACAUACUUGGUGAUGUGGAUGGCUUAAAAGAAGAGAGUGUGGAUGAGAUGGUGAAUAUGUUUCUCAAGGAUUUCAAGGGGGAUUUAUUAGAAUCAAAAGGAUGGCCUUUAUGUCUACCUGCGUAUACGAUUUCAAAAGCAUCUUUGAAUGCUUAUACAAGGAUACUAGCAAAGCAAUAUCCUAAUUUUCGCAUAAAUUGUGUCUGUCCUGGUUGGGUCAAGACAGAUAUUUGCUACCAUAGUGGAGUUUUAACUACUGCAGAAGGUGCAGAAAGAGUUGUGAGUUUGGCUUUUAUACCUGACGAUGGUCCUUCUGGCCUCUUUUUUAGCCAUGGAAAAAUAACAUCAUUCUGAUGCAUCACACAUACCAGAGAGCAAGAAAGAUGUCAUUUGACUCAUUUCUAGCAUAUUUAUCUUUACAAAUCAUGUAAUUUUCACUACAGGAGACUUAAUACAUUGCAGCACCCAAUGGUUAUUGCAUAAACCCCUACUAGUGUCGGGACAACCUAUGUAGCAAGAAGUCUAUUGCUGCACCCAAUCUUUAUUUCUGCAGCAAGAGAUUAUACUUUUUUGCCACACUCUUUUCAUAUUGUUGCUACAGUUAAUUAUAGCUUUUAGUUGCAGCUGAAAAGUAUUGUGACUAGAAAUUUGCUUUUGUAACAUCUAUAUUGAAGGUGUGGCAAUAUAUGGUGUAGCAAUAGCUAGACUUUCUUGUUGUGAA